AUGAAUUUCUUAUAAAAUUUUCUUUCAAAAUAAUCGUAUAAAAUGAGUUCCACGCCAAAAUGGUAUUGUCGCAAUAAGUCACAACCGAUGCACACUUUUGUGGAAUUGUGCAAAUUAGGAGAUGAGCUAAGACGUAUAACUAAACGAUUGAUAAUUGAUGUUAAAGUGGAUAUUUUUAAUGAACAUGAUACUUUAUUAGAAGAAUGUGAACGCAUUGUAGAGCUAUAUUGGAGUUUAAAAGAUCAAUCUUCUAAUAAAGAUUUUCAAUCUUUAUCAAAGAAAAUCAAACGAAGCCCUUAUAAUGCUUUGCUAAUGAAAAAAUUCAGUUUUAUAAUGGAGCUGAAUGACAGAAGAUUUUGUCAAUUGACUUUUGUGUUGAAGAGAACGUUAAGUUUUCUUUUGAAGAAAUCUAUGCAAUCGGAAAUUUGGUUAAAUUGGGCUUUACAAAUCACUCAACUUUAUAAUAAAUGUCGUCAACCGUUGGAGAUCUGUGACGAUGGUGAAACUAAGAAAUCUUCCGAUGAAGUUUUAAAUUCAAAUAUUUGCAGCAAUAUGUAUCCGGCUCUGAUGUUGCCCUAUAAAUCUAUUGAUUUCGCUUAUGUUUUACAGCUAGCGGCUCAACAACGCAUCGAACAAAAUGCUCUUGAUCUUAUGUUCGGACUUUUCAAUAUGGGCGAACAGGAGGCGUGGCGUGAAAAUAACGAAUCGAAUUGUUCCAGUAUAGAAAUUUUACGUAUUUUAACUUUAAAUCUAACAACCGAUGGAGAUUUCCAACAAUAUAUAAAUGAAAGUCCAAGAGAUUACUCUGCACUUAAUUUGGAUCCUGAAUUGGUCCGAAACAAUAAUACAAAACAUGGCACUACGGUGACUUUGCGCAGUAAACAUAUUGAAAUGUUUCUGCAAAACGAAAGAAGCUUUGUGGCUCAAUUCAUUGAAAGGGCCUUUGAUAUAUGUCCCACAAUAUUUGGUCAUGCCACUCAAGAAGACUUGCAUGAAUUCGUUUUACGCGGCAUGCGUUUAAUGUGGUCCUAUGUGGGCAUUAUACUGGAUCAUAUUAUACUAUGGUGGAUUGAUACUCCCGUAUCUUGCUAUUCUUUAACAUAUGUCGAUUCUAUACGCAAUUGGUUAUUUAUGCAAAAUGUUAAAGAUAUCCCCGAACCAGUUUAUUCGACCUUACAAGGUAUUGGUGAAAUUUUAACCAAUUUUGUGUGUGCUAAUUUGUGGGAUCGUUUAUUUCGUCUGACUUUAAUAUCGGCUACGGCACAAGCGGAAACAAUGCAACAGUUUAUGGAUCAAAAUAUGGAAGCAACAAAUAAUCAAUUUGGUACUCCAACCGGUACUGUUUGGAUUUCCAUUUUUAACAAUUUAAUAAAUUUAAGCAAUAGUUAUUUUCAUAAUGCGGACAUUAGCAAUUCGAGCCUGGUACCAGUGGCCGAGCAAAUACCCAUACUACAUAGAAUAGAUCAUUCAGUGCAUAGCAUGCGUUUGUGGGUUAAAGAAGAAGCAAAACAAUUGUGCAAUGAAUGGAAAAUGAAUCGUUUCUUUCAGAUUUUGGAAAGUGAUGUUAAAUUGUGUCUUAAUGCAUUUCUAAAUUUUAAACUGCCAAAAUUAACUGCCGAUUUAACCGAUAUUUUAAUGUUGGUUUGUGUUGCCCUUAGAACAAAAUUGAUUUGUGAAAUUAAUGUUAAUAUAGAAAAGUUAAAGAAAACCACUGAUGAGUGUGUUCAAGUUCUCUCCGAUGUUUGCCGUCUUGUAAGCAUGGCCAAUUUUACUCUUUGCUUCCCUUCUGCCUCGUACUGGCAAAAGAAUACGUUUGAUAAUGAAAAAUCUAGUGAAUAUGUUGGUUAUAUGUUGGAUCAAAUCUAUUUACCCUGCAUUAAGGCCACCAAAGAUGUGGUCAUUUUAAAGUUAAUUUUGAAAAUCAUUUGUGAAGCUUGGCUGGACUUUAUCUAUCAACGUCACAUACGAUUUAGUAUAAAUGGAGCUGUACGUUUGCUUAACGAUUUCGAUGAUGUACGAGAAUGGAUAUUAAGUUGUCCUCUAUUGGAACAGCAUCAUUUAGAUAAGUUGAGUAAUCAUGAGGUAUUGAGAAUGUGUAAGGGUGUGGGUAAGAUAUUGUUGCGUAAACCCGAAGAUGUUAUAUCGAUUACACAAACACCGAAGUAUGAUAAAAAGACGGCUGAUUCGGAAGCAGCACUCCAGGAGACUCAACUACCAUCGGAAAUGUUUGUGUCCAAUCAAAAACAUUGGCUUCAGUUACGUGCCAACAAAUCAACAUUUUUCUUUUUUCCUUUAUGUUGUGGUGAUACAAAUUAAGUUGUUGCUGCAUGGAAUUGGGUUCUUUGCUCUAAGGUUUUCGAUAUUGCGGUUGAGCUUAAAGUGGUACAGAUUUUAACUUAAUUUGGUUUUAAGUGUUUGAGUAUAAUUUUAUAAAUCAUAAAUUUAUGGUUAGGUUGAUAGGAGGAUGUAUACUACAUAAAAUCCUAUGGAUUACACUUAGGCCACUUAAGGGUCUGUUGUGCUCUUUUUUUCAUAAAAAUCUUCACUGAAUGUAUUAUUUUUCAAUGAUUAGAAACUCAGUUUUUUGGACUUAAUUCCUAAGAAUCUUCCAAUCAGUGUUAGUCAGGAAUGUUAUUUCCGGUAUAAUAUCACAUCCAUGAUACUUGGAUAUAACUUCGACGAAUGUCUGGCAGUGGCUCCAGAGUUUUACUGUCCUCUCCACAUGCUCUACAUUUGUCUGAAUCAGCACGUCAAUUUUGGCACAGUUGUGCUCGUAUAAUAACCUUAGACUUACUGAUUUUGAGCAGAUUUCACGUCUUGCUCUCAUCAGGGUCACCCCAUAGGAUCUUUGGGGUUCAUUAUUCCAAGAUGCCUUAUGACAUUCUCACACCCACAUUAAUUCAGUUUUAUUGCGUCUAAUGGUUUUGCGUUUGACAGGUUAACUGACUCGAGAUACCUUCCCUUUAAAGCUAUUACAUUCGCCCUUUCGUUGUCGACUACUCCCGAUCCGCCUGCUACCCAUAUUCCUCUGGGGAGAAUAUUCAGUUAAAGAUUUCUUACAAUCCAAUACGGUCUUAGAUUUAAUUCUAUGAUCUGAUAUCGCCCUAAUUUCCUUCUGGCUGUCGAUGCCAUAUUUAUUCUAAUCCGUUUUUGCACGGACUUCUGCCUGAAAGCUUGUGUUAUGAUUAGGUAAACGGUGGUAUAUUUCUGUAUCUGGGUCUUCAAUAUAGAACCCACUUUGUCCCAAUUUAUAGCAAUCCGUGAAAUAACAGAUUCCUUCUGUUAUUUGCUCUAAUAUUCCACUUGAUCAAGAUAUUCUAUCUGGGAUCAGCGUUUCAAAGUUUCCGACAUAUUCUGUGUCUGGUAUGCGAGCAGGCACGCCCGAUUUCCACAGUGUCCAGUAAACAUUGAUAAAGCGUUCUAUAACCGCUUUUGGUCAUUACGCCUAAAGUUAAGAGCCGUUUGCCAGUAUACUUGAUUUCGUUUUGACGAUGUCCUCUUGUCUGUCUGUAUUAUUGCGUGGAAAAAACUAUUUACCCUGGAACUUCUUAACGAAGCAUCUAUAGAUGUCCAAUAUUGAGACAUUUCUUGGAGCAUUGUUGGUUAUAUGUCACUGAUAAUGCAGUGUCCUUAAAUCUUAUGAAUAUGCAGAAAAAUUCAUUAACCCCGUUCUUCGAUGACCGAUUUUAAAGAUAACUUUAGAUUGUUUUUAGAUAAUGAAAUAGUAAUCUAUUUAUAAUGAUUUCACAGAUUAUAAUGAUCAUCAAAAUCAAAAAAGUAAGCGCAUAAUGACAGUUCGUUUAAAAA
This is a messenger RNA of Lucilia cuprina (Australian sheep blowfly), 3807 nucleotides long. RefSeq lists its product as uncharacterized. The record is from RefSeq and is a predicted model, not a curated record. The transcript is spliced from 10 exons. Bases 43 to 2316 code for a protein of 757 amino acids. Lineage: Eukaryota; Metazoa; Arthropoda; Insecta; Diptera; Calliphoridae.